Messenger RNA from Fusarium keratoplasticum, 840 nucleotides. Its product is annotated as FAA-hydrolase domain-containing protein. The record is from RefSeq and is a predicted model, not a curated record. Bases 1 to 840 code for a protein of 279 amino acids. NCBI's taxonomy places the organism in Eukaryota, Fungi, Ascomycota, Sordariomycetes, Hypocreales, Nectriaceae. The transcript has 3 exons. Gene Ontology annotation, molecular function: catalytic activity.
AUGUCGUUUGAUCGGCUUAUCCGAUUCCUAGAUAAGGAAGGCAUCGAGAGAUAUGGUAAUGUUGAAGGCGAGAUUCCAGCCUCGGAACUAGAGAGCAAGACAGUGCAGCUCGUUUCCGGCAGCAUUGAAUCUGGAUUCAAGGUCUUGGACGAAAAGGCCGAGCUAGUCAAGCUACUGUGUCCAUUGCCUAGCACGCCCAUCAUCAUCUGCGCGGGAGUCAACUACAAGUCUCAUGCCAAGGAGACAAAGUUUCCGCCGCCUAAGAAACCUGUCAUCUUUGCUACUCCUCCCGAUCGUCUGGCUGGACCACUGGACGACAUCAAGAUCCAUCCAGACGCGCAGGAGCUGCUGGACUACGAGGGAGAGUUGAGCAUCGUGAUCGGAAAGGAUGGAUACGACAUCAGUGAGGACGACGCACUGGAUUACGUGCUCGGCUACACAAUCAGCAACGACGUCUCGGCGCGCAACCUUCACGCCAUCGACGUAUCCGGGUACCAGAUGGGCUACGCCAAGUCCUUUGACGGCUUUGGCCCGACGGGACCUUACCUGGUCUCGCCGAAGCUGGUGCCGAACCCGCAGGCUCUGGACCUGAAGACUACGGUCAACGGCGAGGUGCGACAGACGACGAGCACGGCGCAGAUGAUAUGGUCGUGUCGACAGCUCAUCGCGUUUGCCUCUCGAGGCCGGACCUUGCGCCGUGGGACAGUGAUCAUGACGGGAACCCCGGAGGGCGUUGGAUGGCAUACGAACGGGUGUCUCAAGGAUGGGGAUGUGGUUGAGGUCAGCAUUGGAAGGCUUGGUUUCAUUAGGAAUAAGAUGGUAUUCCAUGGAGGUGAUUGA